AUGGAGGACAUGAAUGGGCUAAGACUCCAACAUUUCUUGAAGGAAAUAAAAGGAACUGAGUCUUUCAAAGAGAUCCCCGUUAUUACAGCAGAUAGUGAUCUCGAAGAGUUUAAGGCAACAAAGCAGAAAGUGUUAGACAAUGUAAUGAAAAAUUUGGAGACAGGUACAGUUUCUUAGAGAACGGCCCUGUGCUGGAAGCUGCUGCCGUGUUGGAUCCAGAUGUCUGGCCAACAGAUCAAGUUGAGCUUUCUACGUAUGGGAAUGUAGAAGUACUAGUGCUGGCAGACUAUUGUAAGGAUAACUUGGCUAUUGUCAACAACCGAAGUUGA
Molecule: messenger RNA, 329 nt
Organism: Pocillopora meandrina
Lineage: Eukaryota; Metazoa; Cnidaria; Anthozoa; Scleractinia; Pocilloporidae
Source: the annotation of a GenBank genome assembly